Molecule: messenger RNA, 4331 nt
Organism: Lycium ferocissimum
Lineage: Eukaryota; Viridiplantae; Streptophyta; Magnoliopsida; Solanales; Solanaceae
Product: type I inositol polyphosphate 5-phosphatase 12-like
Exons: 12
Coding region: 603-4073 (1156 amino acids)
Biological process (GO): phosphatidylinositol dephosphorylation
Molecular function (GO): phosphatase activity; protein binding
Source: RefSeq, a predicted model, not a curated record
GACAGUUCUCAUGAGAAUAUUUCCAUCCGUACAAUUUGAGCAAGGUUCGCCUAAUUCUCCUCAAUUGUCUCAUCUUUCCAUGCAUGUCUACUUCCACCAACUCUCCGAUCCUCUCUUCACUCACAUUUCCCAUUUUUCUCUCUCUCUUCCACGUUCAUUUUUCCUUCUUUUCCCAACAUUUUCUUUCCCAUAACAAAGACCGUUUCUAGAAUUGUAUAUGGAUAUGUUUUCCACCUCCAUUAGUACAACAACUUUCAAAUUCUGGAUCCAUCUCUUUCUCUCAACAACACUUGUGCAACUUUUCUAGAAUUUUAUGAGAGGUCAUGCAUGUGUUCCACGACGUCUAAAUUCUUGAUCCAUCUCUGAUUAUCUCAAAGUGAUUAUCCAAAUUUAGAGUUUUCCUUCUUUCUCCAUCUCCCUUUUCUAACAUUGAUCUCUUUCUCUUAACGCCUACCCAAUGAAACUUUAAUUUAUCAAUGACCAUUGCUAGAAUUGUAUGAGGAGGUCAUGUGUUCCACCUCUAUUGUUACAACGUUCAAAUUCUUGAUCCGUUUCUGAUUAUCUCGAAGUAAUUAAUCCAAGUUUUUAUUUGAUACAAUACAAUGGACAACGCCAAAUUUGAAGACGACGAGAAGAAUGCAUUAGAAGCUAUUGGCGAAGCACCACCACCACGUCGAAAAGCACAUUCCUACAGCCACCAACUCCGUACAAAUACAGGAACACAUCACAAACGACACCACCAAAUCCGUAAACACAGCCUGGAUGAUGAUUACAUGCCAAACAGCAUUAAUAACUCCGGCCUCUACGAAGACUCCUCGGAAGACGAAGGUUUCUAUCCUUAUUCGACGAAUACAAAUGACAUUAUAAGUAGUAGCAGUAGUGUUGUUGUUCCUGGUGCUCCUGUUGUUGGUGGAAGUGAUAGACAGGAUUUCCAUUUGUUGAACCAGAAUUUUUCUGGGCUUGGUGUGAUCCCUGAUUGUUUGGAUGAUGAUCAACAACUUCCUUUACCGGAAUUCGCUGCGUCCGGUGGUGGAGUUGGGAUGUUUAAAGUGCCUACUCGUGCUGCUGUACAUCCUUCACGUCCAACUUGUCAUGAGUUGAGACCUCACCCCCUUCGAGAAACACAGGUUGGAAGAUUUUUGAGGACCAUUGCCUGCACAGACACACAACUAUGGGCAGGGCAAGAAUGUGGUGUAAGAGUAUGGAAUUUUUCGGAUCAAUAUGAGGCAGGAUUAGGGUUUAAUGGAAGAGCAAAGAGAGGAGACGAGGAUGCAGCACCAUUUUACGAGUCAGUAAAUACAUCUCCUGCUAUAUGCUUGAUAGUUGAUAGUGGGAGUAAGUUGGUCUGGACUGGACAUAAGGAUGGAAAGAUUAGAUCUUGGAGGAUGGACCAACCUAAUUCUGAUGAUUCUCCUUUUAAGGAAGGCCUCUCUUGGCAGGCUCAUCGCGGUUCAGUUCUUUCGAUGGUGAUAUCUUCGUAUGGUGAUAUAUGGUCUGGAUCUGAGGGUGGAAUCAUAAAGGUCUGGCCAUGGGAAUCUGUUGAAAAAUCUCUCUCUUUAUCACCUGAAGAAAGACACAUGGCUGCUUUACUCGUAGAAAGGUCAGCGAUUGACCUUAGGAGCCUAGUUACAGUUAAUGGGGUAUGUAACAUCUCAUCUUCUGAGGUGAAGUGUCUGUUAUCUGAUCAUGUAAGAGCAAAAGUAUGGGCGGCUGGUUCUUUAUCCUUCUCAUUAUGGGAUGCACGGAGUAGGGAACUCCUGAAAGUGUACAACGUAGAAGGUCAGAUUGAGAACCGGGUUGAUAUAUCAUCAGUGCAAGACCAAUCAACCGAAGAUGAUCUGAAUGUUAAGUUUGUUUCUAAAUCUAAAAAGGAAAAGUCACAAGGAAGUAGCUUUUUGCAGCGGUCACGUAAUGCUAUAAUGGGAGCUGCAGAUGCUGUUCGUAGAGUUGCGACAAAGGGGGCAUUUGUAGAAGAUAGUAAGAAAACAGAAGUUCUUGUGCUUGCAUCUGAUGGAAUGAUUUGGAGUGGAUGUUCAAGUGGCUUACUUGUGCAGUGGGAUGGGAAUGGAAACCGUUUGCAAGAUUUUCAUCACCACCGUUGUGCAGUUCUGUGCUUAUGCGCUCAUGGUUCUCGAAUCUGGGUUGGCUAUGUAAGUGGAAUGGUACAGGUGCUGGACCUAGAUGGGAAUUUACUAGCUGGUUGGGUUGCACACAACGGGCCUGUAAUAAAAAUGGCAGUUGGGAAUGACUAUGUUUUUAGCUUGGCAAACCAUGGUGGUAUACGUGGAUGGAACCUUACAUCUCCAGGACCUAUUGACAAUUUAUUACGACCAGAACUAGCCGAGAAAGAAUAUUCAUACACUAGUCAAGAAAAUGUCAGGGUUUUAGUUGGAACCUGGAAUGUUGGUCAAGGAAGAGCCUCACAGGAAGCACUUGCCACAUGGCUGGGUUCUACAGUUUCAGAUGUCGGGAUUAUAGUUGUUGGGUUGCAAGAAGUAGAAAUGGGAGCAGGUUUUCUUGCUAUGUCUGCUGCAAAAGAAACUGUAGGACUGGAAGGAAGUUCUGUUGGACAAUGGUGGCAGGAUGCUAUAGGGAAGGCAUUGAACGAAGGAUCAACUUUUGAACGAGUAGGAUCAAGGCAACUAGCUGCCUUGCUUAUCGCCAUAUGGGUGAGAAAAUCUAUUAGGAAUCAUGUGGGGGACCUAGAUGUUGGAGCAGUUGCAUGUGGAAUAGGACGUGCAAUUGGUAAUAAGGGUGGAGUUGGUCUGAGGUUAAGAGUCUUUGAUCGAAUAAUGUGCUUUACAAACUGUCACUUUGCUGCACAUUUAGAAGCAGUCAACCGUCGCAAUGCUGAUUUUAACCAUAUAUUUAGAACAAUGGUUUUCACCAAAUCCUCGAACCUUCUAAAUAAUUCUGUUGCUGGUGUCUCAUCUUCUGCUCAGAUGCUUCGUGGUGCAAAUACUGCACAAAUUAACCCUGAUGAGGGAAAACCUGAGCUUGGUGAAGCUGACUUGGUGAUAUUCACCGGUGAUUUCAAUUAUCGUCUUUUUGGAAUAUCUUAUGAUGAAGCAAGGGACUUCGUCUCACAAAGAUGCUUCGAUUGGCUUCGAGAAAAAGAUCAAUUGAGAGCAGAAAUGAAAGCUGGUAAGGUUUUCCAAGGAAUGCGGGAAGCAAUCAUCAGAUUUCCUCCAACUUACAAGUUUGAAAGGGGGAAACCAGGAUUAGGAGGAUAUGAUUCUGGGGAGAAGAAACGAAUUCCGGCUUGGUGUGACCGAGUACUAUAUCGAGACAACAGGGCAACUCCUUCCGUGGAAUGCAGUUUACAAUGCCCUGUAGUUGCCUCCAUUAUACAGUAUGAGGCUUGCAUGGAGGUGACAGAAAGUGACCAUAAACCAGUAAGGUGCAAGUUUAAUGUUGAAAUUGCCCAUGUUGAUAGAUCAGUUAGGAGACAACUGUUUGGGAAGAUUUUCCAGAACAACGAAAAAAUCAAGUCUUUACUAGACGAAUUCCGUUAUAUUCCUGAAACUCUAGUUAGCACCAGCCAGAUAGUUCUUCAGAAUCAAGACACAUACAACUUAAGAAUCAGUAGCCGAAGCAGAGAAGACAAACUUUUCUUCCAGAUAACCUGUGGAGGUCAAUCCACCAUCAAAGAGGAUGAACAAGCAUCAGAAUAUCGUCCCAGAGCGUCCUUUGGUUUUCCCCGGUGGCUUGAGGUAACACCUGCUGCUGGCAUCAUCAAACCAGAUCAAGCAGCUGAAAUCUUGAUACGUCAUGAAGAGUUCAAUAAAUUAGAAGAAACUGUUGAUGGGAUUCCACAAAGCUGGUGGUGCGAGGACACCAGAGAUAAGGAGGUGAUUUUGCUGAUCAAUGUGACAGCCAGUCGCUCGACAGAGGCAAGAACACAUAAGGUGCAUGUUCGCCACAGCUUCUCAGCUAAUGCAGUUCGCACAACUUCAAAAAGCAGUUCGAGAAGAAGCCAAGGUGGUGGUAGCUCCCACCAUAGAUCUGCACUUCGACAUGCAGGAAGUGGCUCUGAAAUGAUGACUGACCAUCAAAGCCUUCGGGGUCCUUGAUAGCUACAUGAAAUACUGCAUGACAAACAAAAAUCGCUCAGAUGUUUUGAGUGUAGGGAUUUCUUUGCUGGCAUUACUACUUGGUAGGAUCUUGAUGUAAAUACUCAUAGACGAUUUAGUAUGGAGCUGAGGCUCCACCUCGCAAAUCUUGAUAGAGGGGUAUAAAGUCGCCCACCCAUUUUUUGUAGAAUCAUAUCUUAAAUUUCUGUAUUGAUAUGCUACUUUUUAACUGAAAAUUUCUAUGAUCAAUUUUGCAGU